CUAAUCACACGAAAUUUCUCAUUUGCGAGCAACGGAAAACAGUUGGUUGGAGCGCUUGAUCGGCCGCCGCGAUGAAGAAGGAAGAUAUGGUCAUGCUGAUCAGCGCCGAGGGUUUCGAAUUUGUCAUCGACAACAAAGCGGCCAUGCUUUCUCAGACAAUCCGCAGUAUGCUCAAAGGUGGUUAUUACGAAAUGGAGCACAGAAAGGUAAAUUUUCCGGAGAUAAACACAAUUAUCCUGGAAAAGACCUGCCAGUAUUUUCAUUGGUCUCAUCAGUACGCUAGUGGCAAGGAAACUGAGUUCCACAUUGAACCUGAGCUUACGCUGGAUCUUAUGAUGGCCGCUAACUACCUCAACACCUGAUCAGUCUCCAAAUACCAGCAUCUCUAGUACUAUAAUACUAACCCUUGGAAGAUUGACGAGGUGUUGCUGUUCAUGUUCUGACAUUUGACAGCCCUUAUAGUAUCCAGUUUACGCCUUUCUAUUAUGCUUAGCUACAGCCGGGACGUAGUAAGGUGUUGGUCACUCUGUUAGCGUAGCGAUAUUAUAUCUGCGAAUAUGGCACUUAUACCAUUCUGUUAAAUGAAACUAUGACGAGAUAUUUUAGUCAAAGUCACUGCAUAUAUUCAAAUCCUAUGUAAAUUCGUGUUUGUAUGCC
Salvia hispanica is the source of this 657-nucleotide messenger RNA. Its product is annotated as elongin-C-like. Gene Ontology annotation, biological process: ubiquitin-dependent protein catabolic process. NCBI's taxonomy places the organism in Eukaryota, Viridiplantae, Streptophyta, Magnoliopsida, Lamiales, Lamiaceae. The record is from RefSeq and is a predicted model, not a curated record.